This is a messenger RNA of Copidosoma floridanum, 1790 nucleotides long. RefSeq names its product unconventional myosin-Vb-like. NCBI's taxonomy places the organism in Eukaryota, Metazoa, Arthropoda, Insecta, Hymenoptera, Encyrtidae. Gene Ontology annotation, biological process: actin filament organization. Gene Ontology annotation, molecular function: microfilament motor activity; actin filament binding; ATP binding. Gene Ontology annotation, cellular component: myosin complex; cytoplasm; actin cytoskeleton. The record is from RefSeq and is a predicted model, not a curated record.
GCUGUCGUUUGCAGUCCAAGCGGUACGCAAGGAUGCGCUGGGCCGUGGUGGUCCUGCAGCGGCACGUGCGCGGCUUUCUCACCCGGUUGGCUUGCGAGAGGUGGGAACACCUUGACUUCGUGACUCUUGAUCUUUCGGUGAGUUUUUUCAAGGCUGUCAAGCUGCAGUACUUUGAGGACAAUCGGAUCGGUAAGGAAGUGAGGAACUACGGAACGUUAAAGAGCCCGAAGGCCACAGCAAAAGAUCCUCGGAUAAACGUAUCUGAGAAUAGCAACGGCGUUUCGAUGGUCGGGAACAUUUAUUCCCAAAAGUGCAUCGGUAAAUGCGAAAACCUUUGGGCAGCCUUUCGAAAAUUCGACGACACCGCCAACAAAUUCAUAAAAGACUUUGGCGUCACGCACGUUGAGAUCGAGGACGUCAGAGCCCUGAGGGACCGCGAGAGAGUCCACCUCGACACCUCGUCGGAUUCCGAAAGCGACGCCGACACGAUAGUCACUACCAUCGCACCUAACCAGACGUGCGACGUGAACCAAUCGGCCAACCACCACCACGACCACAAGGGCAUGUUCGAAUUCAACGUGACGGAUGUCGACGACUUGGUACAACACCUGGUGGCCGAGGUCAACUACUCGGAACUGGAGGAAGAGGCGCGGGACCUACCGGCGCGAGCCGUUUUCAUGUGCAUCCGCUACCUGGACGCGAUGGACGACGACCGGGCGGCCAACUCGCUGGUGGAGGCCUACGCCAAGAGGGCGAAACUGGCAGUGAAGGCGCAGGGCUCCUUCGAGCCAGCGGUCCACUGGCUGGUUCAGAGCCACCGACUGCUCAACUUCACGAAACAAUACUCGAGGAUAAGCUACCUGGACUUGGACGAGUCACUGCUGUGCCACGUGGAGAGCCCACUCAGCGAGGAUCCAUUAGUGUACCACAUGGAAAAUACGAGCCGCCAAGAGGGCCACUCUCUGUGCAGCCUCGAGCUGACCGCCGAACGCGGGGCGAUCGAGGACGUCGGCCAGUGGAUGGCCGGUGUGGCCCUCGAGCACAUGAGGAAGAACACGCUCGAUCUGGUCGUGCCGGCCCUACUGGAUGUCCAAAGAUCGAAGGACGGCCUUUUGGGGCAGAACGAGCACCUGCGACUGCUGGUUGAAAAGCUCGACGGGUUUCACCGGACGUUCCAGAAGUACGGAGCCGAGCGCAGACUGGUCAUCCAGAUUUUCGAGCGGCUCUUUGCCUCGUUCAGCUACCAGGCUCUGAGCAGCUUCAUGAUGAGGACCGAGCUGUUUGACACUCUCCACGGCACCAUCAUUAGGUGUAACAUUCGGAGCCUCGAGGCGUGGGCCUGCGACUGCGACGUGUCGAUGGCGAUCGACGGUCUCUUACCGAUCGUUCGGACAGUCCGGCUGCUACAGCGAUUGCCCGUGGACACGUCCGAGGUGGAGGUCAUUUGCGCGGAUUACAGCGAGUUGAGCUGCGAUCAGAUCACGUACAUCAUGAUUCAUUACAAGCCGGCCCAGCACGAGGAGCCGGUGUCGGUAAGGACGAUCGAGGGGGUCAAGGCUUACUUUGCAUCCAAAUUGCGCGAAACGCCCGACAAUACGAUGCCCGCGAAUGAUGCGAACCGGCCGGUGAAAUUUAUGUUUCGACAUUCCGAAGUUCAUUUUGAUGAAGUUGAAAUGCCUGCAACAAUCAAUCUUCGGAUGCUCAAAAAAAUGUAAUUCAUUCAGACGAAAGUCUUUGGUAAACAGUUUUAUUGUUAUUAUAUUUGUUUCGAUAACCGAUUUCAUGAUUAG